AUGCGACUCCGUGACCUUCCACAAAUCUUCCACGGCAAGGGUCAUCAACUCUUCAAUAGUUUCAAGCCGUGUUUUGAUGAGCUCUCAAAAGCUAAGUACCUUAUCUUCCCCUCUGCUUAUGAGCUUGAACCAAAAGCGGUCCAGUUUUUCAUUUCCAAGUUUGAUUUCCCGGUCUAUGCCACCGGUCCGUUAAUCCCCUUCCAAGACCUCUCCGUCGGAUAUGACGGCAGCGAACCAGAUUACACUCAGUGGCUUGAUAAGCAACCUGAAAGCUCUGUUCUUUACAUAUCACAAGGGAGUUUUCUUUCGGCCUCGGAAGCUCAGAUGGAGGAAAUAGUGGAUGGAGUGAGAGAGAGCGGAGUCCGGUUCCUUUGGGUGGCUCGUGGUGGCGAGUCGAAGCUGAAGAAGGCUCUUGAAGGUAGCUCGGGGAUAGUAGUGAGCUGGACUGAUCAGCUACGCGUGCUGUGCCACGUAGCUGUCGGAGGAUUUUGGACGCAUUGCGGGUUUAAUUCUACAUUGGAAGGGUUAUAUUCGGGGACACCGAUGCUGGUGUUUCCGUUUGUGUGGGAUCAGAUUCUGAAUGCGAAGAUGAUUGUGGAGGAGUGGAAAGUUGGGGUGAGGUUAGAGGGGAAGAAGACGAAGACGAAGACGAAGACAGAGUUGUUGAUCAAGAAAGAUGAGGUGAAGGAAUUGGUGAAAAAGUUUAUGGAUGGAGAGAGCCAAGAAGGUAAAGAGAUGAGAAGAAGGGCUUCUGAUCUCAGUGAGAUCUGUCGCCGAGCAAAUGAUGAAAAUGGUUCUUCUAAUGUUAACACUGACGCUUUCUUGAACGAUAUUGCCAAGAUCGAGUGA
Molecule: messenger RNA, 849 nt
Organism: Microthlaspi erraticum
Lineage: Eukaryota; Viridiplantae; Streptophyta; Magnoliopsida; Brassicales; Brassicaceae
Source: the annotation of a GenBank genome assembly